Dioscorea cayenensis subsp. rotundata (Guinea yam) is the source of this 2537-nucleotide messenger RNA. Its product is annotated as origin of replication complex subunit 1-like. The transcript has 17 exons. The record is from RefSeq and is a predicted model, not a curated record. Gene Ontology annotation, biological process: DNA replication initiation; mitotic DNA replication checkpoint signaling. Lineage: Eukaryota; Viridiplantae; Streptophyta; Magnoliopsida; Dioscoreales; Dioscoreaceae. Gene Ontology annotation, molecular function: DNA replication origin binding; ATP hydrolysis activity; ATP binding. Gene Ontology annotation, cellular component: nuclear origin of replication recognition complex. Bases 2 to 2356 code for a protein of 784 amino acids.
AAUGGCGGCGACCCCCUCCAAAUCCAGGGUCAAGCCCUCGCCUCCCGCCCCUCAGACGCCAGCCUCCGGCCCUCGCCGCUCCCUUCGUCUCUCCUCCACUCCUCGCACUCCGGUCCACUGCUAUGAUCCGUCCUCUCCCCGCAAAUCGGCCAAGAAAUCCAAGCGAUCGCUCCUCAAGACUCCUGCUUUUUGUCCCAUCACCCCUAAUCUUCCGGAAUCGAAGAGACGGAGGAGAUCGGGACCUGAUUCAAACCCAUCAAAGAAAAAAAUCUAUUUCAAGAGAGUUGUGUUUGAUGGCGUGGGAUUUGAAAUUGGGGAUGCUGUUUAUGUGAAGAGGAGGGAAGAUGCGGAGUCUGAUGGUGAUGAACCGGAGGUGGAGGAGUGUCGGAUUUGCUUUGAGGUUGGGAAUUUUGUGAUGGUGGAGUGUGAUGAUUGUUUAGGGGGUUUUCACUUGGGGUGCUUGAAGCCACCUUUGAAGAAAGUGCCUGAGGGGGACUGGAUUUGUGGGUAUUGUGAGGCUAGGAAGAUGGGUAAGGUGGUUGAAUUGCCGAAGCCUCCGGCAUGGAAGAAAAUUAAGAGGACUGCGAAGGAGAAGCUGCUCUCUAGUGACCUGUGGGCUGCACGGAUUGAAAGCCUGUGGAAAGAACCUGAUGGAACUUAUUGGCUAAGAUGUCGAUGGUACAUGAUCCCUGAAGAGACUGCUGCAGGAAGGCAGCCACACAAUUUAAGGAGAGAGCUUUACCGUACAAACGAUACUGCAAACAUUGAGAUGGAUUCUGUCAUCAGGCAUUGCUUUGUUAUGAAUCCUAAGGAUUUUUUUGAAGCUAACGACGAGGGAGAUGAUGUAUUUUACUGUGAAUAUGAGUAUGAUGUACAUUGGCAUAGUUUCAAGCGGAUUUCAGAAAUUGAUAAUUCUGAGGAGUGUGAUGAAGGAGCAGGAAAUGAUGAUGAGUGGAAAUUAUCAAAGGAUUCAGAUUCUCAGACAGAUGAAGACUCAGAAAAAGAAGAGGAUACAGCACAGGGCACAUCAUAUAGGAAAUAUCAAACCCAUCAAUUGGCAGCAAAUUCUCGCAGGGGAAGGAUAUUUGGUCUUCAAAGAAUAGGAGCAAAGAGAAUACCGGAGCAUGUUAGAUGUCAUAAACAGACUGAACUAGAAAGGGCAAAAGCAAUGCUGGUUUUGGCAAUAUUGCCAAAAUCCUUGCCUUGCAGGACCAAAGAAAUGGAGGAAAUAACUGCUUUUGUCAAAGGUGCUAUUUGUGACGACCAGUGUUUAGGCCGAUGCCUUUAUAUUCAUGGUGUUCCUGGAACUGGCAAGACAAUGAGUGUGCUUUCUGUGAUGAGGAAUUUAAGUUCUGAAGUUGAAGCUGGUACUAUGAGACCAUAUAGUUUUAUAGAGAUAAAUGGUCUUAAAUUGGCCUCUCCAGAGAACAUCUACAAGGUUGUUUAUGAAGCUCUCAGUGGCCAUAGAGUUGGAUGGAAAAAAGCACUUCAUCAUCUGAAUGAAAGAUUCUCAGAAGGCAUUAAAGUUGGCAGACAAGAGAACCAGCCUUGUGUCUUACUCUUAGAUGAGCUUGAUCUCCUCUUAACCAGGAAUCAAUCUGUCCUGUAUAAUGUUUUUGACUGGCCAACAAGACCUCAUUCUAAACUUGUUAUAAUAGGAAUCGCAAACACUAUGAAUCUUCCAGAAAAAUUGCUGCCUCGCAUUUCAAGUCGUAUGGGAAUUCAAAGGCUAUGUUUCGGGCCUUACAAUUAUCAGCAAUUGCAAGAAAUCAUUUUAACCCGCCUUGAAGGUAUUGAUGCAUUUGAAGAGCAGGCUAUUGAAUUUGCCUCAAGGAAGGUUGCAGCAAUGUCAGGGGAUGCCAGGCGUGCCCUGGAAAUCUGUAGGCGUGCAGCUGAUUUAGCAGAUUAUCGUCAAAAGCAAUUAUCAUCUUGUACAAAGGUGACUAGUCCUGAUAGUUCAGCAGGGAAAUGCUUAGUUGGUAUGGCUGAUGUUGAAUCUGCCAUCCAGGAAGUAUUUCAAGCGCCACAUAUAAGAAUAAUGAAAACUAGUUCGAGGCUCAGUAAGAUUCUCUUGGUUUCCAUGGUUCAUGAACUCUACAAAAGUGGUCUGAGUGAGAUAACCUUUGAUAAGUUGGCUGCAACUGUUUCCUCUCUAUGCUCAAGCAAUAGGGAAGACAUACCUGGAUGGGAUACUCUGUUGAAAGUUGGUUGUAAGCUUGGCGAGUGUAGGAUUAUUCUUUGUGAGGAAGGUACAAAACACAAGUUGCAGAAGCUACAACUAAACUUCCCAAGUGAUGAUGUCGCUUUUGCACUGAAGGAUUGCCCGGAGGUCCCUUGGUUAUCGAAGUAUCUAUGAGCAAUUGAAAUCUUGGUUUAGUUUUACCCCCAUUGUCAGAUUGAGUAUUCUUGGCACAUUUUGCAUCUAACAAAAUGAAGACAUACUUCUCGACAUCAAUGGUAGAAGAAAUUGAACCACAACGUGAAAGCCACCUCCCAAUUGUCGGCUUCCAUGGGGCUCCCCGGAAAAUCACUGCUCC